AUGGUACCAGAUGAUAGUUUCAUACUUCUAGUAAAAGACGCCGUCAUCAACUGGGUUCGAGAAACGUUAACAGUCUUUUUGAGUCACCAGCGUACCAAAGUCCCAAAAUAUUUAUCUGUGUUCAAUUCCACAUGCGUCGUUAUUGUGAUUAAACCGAAACGAAUCGGCGGUACAGCUGCACGAAUUUCCCCCAAGGAUAAGAAUCAAGAAAUGUUGAAAAUGGUCGUCUGUCGGUCAUCAAAAACUCCGACAACCCCUGCACCACGCCACAGUUUAAUAUUAAGGAUUAAAGUUCAAAAUGAGACCCACAUCGAGAAGAAGACCAUAUACCCAGGCAAACCAACAGUGGUUGUUAGAGUAAUAACAACAGCACAGAAAGCUAUCGAAUACGGCAAAACAGUAGCCACAAAAGUAUACAGAAAAACUAAAAUCCUCUUGCACAAGACGCUCAGGCGGUUGUCAGGCGUUUGGGAGAACGUACGGAAAAUUUCGGAAAAGCUUACCGAACCGGCAGCCACCAGUCGGACGGUGAUACGUAGAGUAUGGAAUGAUGCGUGGACGAAUGCGCAGAAAGCGUAUGAACGGACACAGCAGCUGGUCAGGCGGGCCUACCAGAAGGCGCACGAAACUUUCUCACGCUAUAUCAACAACAUCAAAGCGAAAGGAAGGGAUGUCUACAGGCGCACUUACGAGACGUACCUCAAUUAUUAUAAUGAAUAUUCAAAGAGAGUGCGUGAGACGGCGCAGCUGUUCCGUAAAAACUACGACCGCUACACCGACUACCUCAGGAACUACUGGAAUGACGUGGCCAAUUAA
This is a messenger RNA of Acanthosepion pharaonis, 816 nucleotides long. Lineage: Eukaryota; Metazoa; Mollusca; Cephalopoda; Sepiida; Sepiidae. The record is from the annotation of a GenBank genome assembly.